Molecule: messenger RNA, 1867 nt
Organism: Cydia pomonella (codling moth)
Lineage: Eukaryota; Metazoa; Arthropoda; Insecta; Lepidoptera; Tortricidae
Product: homeobox protein Hox-A3-like
Exons: 3
Coding region: 102-833 (243 amino acids)
Biological process (GO): regulation of DNA-templated transcription
Molecular function (GO): DNA binding; DNA-binding transcription factor activity, RNA polymerase II-specific
Source: RefSeq, a predicted model, not a curated record
CGCAGUUAAAUUUACUGGACAUCUCCACACCUAAGUUAUUCACGAGAAGUCCGCCGAAACAAAAACUCAUCUAAUCAUAUUUAAAACGAAAUUGACUAAAAAUGUUUCAAAAUCUAGUGAUGGCUGGAUUAACUCCAUUAUGCAACACAAAUGAGAUUCAAGACUGGGAUAACAGGCCAUUCAACGGAAAAUGGCCUGAAAUUCAACGUAGUUCUGUCCGAGGUUCUGAAGUAAAAAAAACAAUCAGGAAGAAACCCAAGCGAGUUCGCACGGCCUACUCAACCGAGCAGAUUCGAGCGUUAGAGAAGAUAUAUACCACCACCAAAUACAUCGAUGCCAAGCGCCGCAAGGAACUCGCAGGCACCCUCAACAUUGGAGACAAGGCUCUCAAAAUAUGGUUCCAGAACCGGAGAAUGAAAGAAAAGAAGGAAUCUUCGGAAUCCAGCUGCGACACCUCAUCCGAUAUUGUAAGCUGCCGGUCUCCGAUACUAACAAAUGAUUGCGUGGAGCAAAAUGUCGAAGCGAAUAUUCCUUACCAAAAUCACGGAGUAUCUUACGAACCUGAACAGUAUCAGUUUCCUACUUUCUAUUACCAAGAUAGCGCAACUGGUCAAUGUUAUCAAAAUGGAUAUAGUAAUGGAUAUGGCUGUGAGCCAUAUUCUCUCAGUUUCGGUGUUGAUACUUGUGUGUAUCCGACUCAGUAUUAUCCUAUAGAUAACAACUAUAACAACGUAGAAUUUAACGCUUAUAAUCAAGCUCAAAAUGCUUAUGAAAUAGAUAGUUGGUUUCCAAAUUCGUAUGAUUUUAACUGCUUUAACCUGCAACAAGCUUAACUUGUUUUACAUAGGUAGAAUAGUAAGUGCUGCCAGUGAUAUUAAAGAACCUUAUUGUAAAUUUAUUUUUAUUAUAAUUUAAUUUGUUUAUAUUGGUGUGCCCAUACGUUUAUCGCCACCUUUUUUUAUAACCUACUUCUAAUUUUGCGUACAAUACUGAGUCUUUUAUAAUCAUAAUACCAUUUCAAUUUGGAAUGUAGGGAAGUAUAUAAAAGUUCAUAUGAACAUAAUAUAUCUUUUAUAUUAAUUAAAUUUUCAAGCAUGCUAUUUAUUAUCUUGCGGUUAUUUAUUAGUAAACGUAGCAUAUAAGUAAAAAAGUAUGACAAUUUUAUUAAUAUAUUAAAUUAAAGUACCGUACUUACACUUCCUACCGAAGUUCUUUUAGGUACUACCCAGUAUGCCAAAAUUACAUUUUCCAUUAUUUAAUAAGUUAAUUUUAAAUUAUUGUUAACGAAAUGUAUUAUUAGAAGUUCCUAAUUAAUUUAUAAAAAUCGUUCAUAAGAACAUAUAGUCUUAUAUUUAUUUCACGCAUGCUAUUUAUUUUCUUUCGGUUAUUUAUUAGUAAACGUAGAAUAUAAGUCAUUAUAUAAAAAUAUAAAUAGCUACGUCAAAUACUGUCAAAUACUUGAUGGUAGGUAGAAUGUUUUAUAUUAUUACUAUUUAAUCAAUGAUGUGCAUACACUUCGUUUUGUACGAAGUUCUUUUAUUAUUAAGGCACUACUAUGCACACCAGUAAUUUACUUUUUGAUAUUUUAUAGCUUUUAUUUAACAUAAAACGUCAGAUGAAAUGUAGCUAUGAUUAUCAUAAAAUGUACAAAUAAUAAUCAAAUAAUUUAAGAAUAACGAGUUUCUAUGUAUAUUGUUUAUUUCUAUUUUCUACUUUUGCUGACAUUCUGCUUUUUGUAUCUUUGACAUGCUUUUCUAUUUUGCUAGUAACAACUUUUACUGAAGUUUUUUUCUGUACCUAUAUGUUCAUUUUGAAUAUAAAAUAAAAUGUUUUUGAUGUUUUAAUAAAUAAAAGUAGACUUUGGAAA